AUACUAUUCUAAUUAGGAAGAGGAUACAACCUUAUCCAGGAAAACCUUAUCCCCGAGCUCGCGCAGAAAACGCACUCCAGCAGGAGCAGCCCCAGCCAGAUUUGCCGAUCGAUUCCGAGUAUGGGUACCCGUGCCCGAACUGGUGGUGAUCGCCUAAGAACGGUCUGGACCCCUGAAAUGGAUCGAUAUUUCAUUGAUCUCAUGUUAGAGCAAGUUGGCAAAGGAAAUAAAUUUGAUGAUCAUUUAUUUAGCAAGCGUGCCUGGAAGCAUAUGGCAUCCUUGUUCAAUGCAAAAUUCAACUUCCCCUAUGAAAAAGAUGUUCUGAAAAAUCGGCACAAAACACUAAGGAAUUUGUACAGCGUAAAAAUUCUCCUUCAUCAGAGGGGAUUCAGUUGGGAUGAAACGCGACAAAUGGUGACUGCUGAUAAUAAUGCCUGGGAUGGAUAUAUUAAGGUACACCCAGAUGCACGGUCAUUCAGAAUAAAAACCAUCCCUUAUUAUCGUGAUUUGUGUUUGAUAUAUGGCGAUGCAGCAUUCGAAGAGAAAGGUGAUAAUGUUCCUGAGGAGUCAUCACAUUCAAGCGAGACUGGUAAAACAGCAGCCACACAGCCGACGAACGUUAAUCAGGACAAAGCAGAGGCUCUUCGUGAUAUCAUUGUUGGUGAGGAUUAUGGAGUCGCUAUCUCGGAAAAAUGUUUUGAUGUUAGCCAGCAUGCUAUUACAAGUGUUCCUGAAAUCACAGCUAGUAAUCGCUCCAGAACUUACUGGCAGCCGCCCAUGGACUGUUAUUUCAUUGACCUUUUGCAAGAACAGGUGCGGAAAGGCAGCAGGGUUGAUGGUGUGUUUCGUAAACAAGCUUGGAAGGAGAUGAUAGCAUUAUUCAAUGCUAAGUUUGGCUUUAAUUAUGAUAUGGAUGUUCUUAAAAAUCGGCACAAAACUCUGAAAAGGCAAUAUAAUGUUAUAAAGAAUCUACUUGAAUUAGAUGGCUUUUGUUGGGAUGAUAAGCGCCAUAUGGUGACAGCUGAUGAUUAUGUUUGGCAGGAUUAUAUUAAGGAACAUACUGAUGCAAGGCAGUUCAUGACCCGACCUGUCCCAUAUUAUAAAGAUUUAUGCAUGAUAUGUGAUCCAAGUCUUGAUGACAGAGACUGCUAUUCAGGUCAAGAUGUAGAGCAACAAAAUCAAGUUGAAGGCGCCAAGUUUUGUGGAGCAUUAACUAGUCUUCAGUCUGCAUCUACAUCAGUUUCCACUGAGGAUGAUGUUGUUGAGGUGCAGGAGUCGAGCCUUAUGUGCCAUAAGAAAAGGCGUCAACUAGAAAACUGCUCAAAUCAGGCUCAUCCAAAAAGAUCCCGAGAAGCAGAUGGUGGCAUGGCUAGUGCUCUUCGUGAGAUGGCAUCUGCUGUUUCGUUGCUGUCAGAUAAGAAGAGAAAUGAUGCGAACAUGAACUCUGGCUCAAUAGAAAGUGUGAUUGAAGCAAUACAAGCAUUACCAGACAUGGACGAAGACCUCGUGUUAGAUGCUUGUGAUUUGCUAGAGGAUGAAAAGAAGGCAAAAACAUUUAUGGCAUUGGGUGUUAAAUUACGAAAGAAGUGGUUAACGAGGAAACUUCGGCCGCAGUUGGCAACGUAGUAUAAUUUAGGCCCCAGUAACAUGCAAGUGGAAGGGAAGGUAACAUCAACUAUCUAUGUGCUCUGAAUCUGAUUCUGAUGGCAGUUUAGUUUAUGGGGCUGCGACUGAAGUAUCAGGUAUGGAGGAGCUUAAUAUGGGAAAUUUGAAAGAAUAUAUAUGGCAGCAAGUGAUUAGGUUACAGUGGCGUUUCUCAACUGAUAUGUACUAAAGCAAUUAGAUAUAAGCUGCUGAGUGCAAUAAGUUUGAAGCUGACGGCUGAUUUGAGUCAGAUAGACUAAUCCGUUUGCAUUUUACCAUAUAUGUAUAUAUGCUUCAAGCUUUUUGGAUUUUCAUCCAUCCAUGAUCCAGCCAUACAUUAGUAAGUAAUUUAGCACUUGGUGAAUGUAAGUCAAUCGCACGUCUUCGAUCGACGUAAGUCCAUGCUUCAAGCUUGUUCUGUCA
Messenger RNA from Malus domestica (apple), 2067 nucleotides. Its product is annotated as L10-interacting MYB domain-containing protein. Lineage: Eukaryota; Viridiplantae; Streptophyta; Magnoliopsida; Rosales; Rosaceae. The record is from RefSeq and is a predicted model, not a curated record.